This is a messenger RNA of Drosophila bipectinata, 1793 nucleotides long. It is a transcript of the gene Sgsh, whose product is annotated as N-sulfoglucosamine sulfohydrolase. The record is from RefSeq and is a predicted model, not a curated record. NCBI's taxonomy places the organism in Eukaryota, Metazoa, Arthropoda, Insecta, Diptera, Drosophilidae. Gene Ontology annotation, molecular function: N-acetylglucosamine-6-sulfatase activity; N-sulfoglucosamine sulfohydrolase activity; glycosaminoglycan binding. Gene Ontology annotation, biological process: glycosaminoglycan catabolic process; heparan sulfate proteoglycan catabolic process.
ACCUAAGCCAGACUUCAGUGCGGUGACGACGUCGAGAGGAAUUGCCUGGUACUCUGGUUCCAGCUCGGGUUCGUGUGUAUUUGAAUUGGAUUUCUUGGAUAAUUUAUUUACUGAGGAUGGGGUUGCUUUCGUGCCUGAUACCGCUUCUGGCAAUUGGAGCAGCCCACUCUACGCCCCGGAAUGUACUCCUCCUCCUGGCAGACGAUGCGGGCUUCGAGGCGGGUGCCUAUCUGAACAAAUUCUGUCAGACCCCGAAUCUAGAUGCUCUGGCCAAACGCGGAUUGCUCUUCAACAACGCCUUCACCUCGGUGAGCAGCUGCAGUCCCAGCCGCGCUCAGCUGCUGACCGGCCAGGCCAGUCACUCCAGCGGCAUGUACGGACUCCACCAGGGCGUUCACAACUUUAAUGUUCUACCGGACACCGGGUCAUUGCCCAACUGGCUCCGCGACCAAAGUGGCGGCCGCAUCCUGACCGGCAUCAUUGGCAAGAAACAUGUGGGCGCGGCGAACAACUUCCGCUUCGAUUUCGAGCAAACCGAGGAGCAGCACUCGAUCAAUCAGAUCGGCCGGAAUAUCACCCGAAUGAAGGAGUACGCCCGACAGUUCCUCAAGCAAGCCAAAGAUGAGCAAAAGCCCUUCUUCCUCCUGGUGGGCUUCCAUGACCCCCACCGCUGUGGUCACAUAACACCACAAUUCGGGGAAUUCUGCGAGCGUUGGGGCAGUGGUGAGGAGGGGAUGGGAAGCAUUCCCGACUGGCAUCCGAUCUACUACGAUUGGAGGAACCUGGAGGUGCCACCUUGGCUGCCGGACACUGAUGUCGUGCGCCAGGAACUGGCUGCUCAGUACAUGACCAUUUCCCGGCUGGAUCAGGGUGUGGGUGUGAUGCUUAAGGAACUGGAACAGGCCGGCCUGGCUGGCGAUACGCUCGUGAUCUACACAUCCGACAAUGGUCCACCUUUCCCCGGAGGUCGAACCAACCUCUACGAGCAUGGAAUUCGAUCGCCUUUGAUUGUCAGUUCCCCGCAAGCAGAGGAUCGUCGACAUGAAACCACAGCCGCCAUGGUAAGUCUCCUGGAUAUAUACCCGAGUGUGUUGGACGCCCUGGGGAUAGCGCAACCAAAUGACACAAAGGUCUUUGGAAAAUCCGUCCUGCCUGUCUUGAAGGAAGAGCCUCCUGUAAAGGAGGGCGAUGCAGUCUUCGGGAGCCACAACUACCACGAGGUGACCAUGGCCUAUCCAAUGAGAAUGGUGCGGAAUAGGCGAUAUAAGCUGAUACACAAUCUCAACUACUGGGCGGACUUCCCCAUCGAUCAGGACUUCUACACCUCGCCCACUUUCCAGCAGAUAUUAAAUGCCACCAUCAAUAAGACACCGAUCCCCUGGUACCGCUCUCUGUUGCAGUACUACCAGCGCCCCGAAUGGGAGCUCUACGACAUCAAGGUGGAUCCUCUGGAACGCAACAAUCUGGCCGAUAAGCCCAAGUACAGUGGAGCCUUGAAGCAGCUGCGACAACAGCUCUUCGACUGGCAGGUGGCCACCAAGGAUCCUUGGCGUUGUGCCCCGCACGCUGUGCUCCAGGAGCAGGGCGUGUUCAAGGAGCAGCCUGUCUGCCUCACUUUGGGGCACGAAGCUCUGAAGACGUACCAAAAGCACCCUAGGAUUCUAAGUCAGUAUGAGGAGUAUGUGCUGGUCUAGGCUUCCUAUCCUAGUUCUGCUAAAGUAUUCUAGAGAUAAUGAGUGCUACUGUCUUAUCGCACCUUCAAUAAAAAACACCCUUAAGUGCUGAUAACACAA